This is a messenger RNA of Fomitiporia mediterranea MF3/22, 159 nucleotides long. RefSeq lists its product as uncharacterized. Gene Ontology annotation, molecular function: structural constituent of ribosome. NCBI's taxonomy places the organism in Eukaryota, Fungi, Basidiomycota, Agaricomycetes, Hymenochaetales, Hymenochaetaceae. Gene Ontology annotation, biological process: translation. The transcript has a single exon. The record is from RefSeq and is a predicted model, not a curated record. The annotation marks the transcript as partial. Gene Ontology annotation, cellular component: mitochondrial large ribosomal subunit; ribosome.
CUCCAACAAGUUCGACACGUCAAACGCGGAACCGAGUAUCAACCAUCUCAACGCAAGCGAAAGCGCAAGCACGGGUUUCUCGCUCGGAGACGAUCCCCCACAGGCCGGAAGAUUCUCGUAAGGCGACGUGCAAAGGGGAGGAAAUACUUGAGCCAUUGA